CUCUUGAGAUACUUUGAGAUUCAUAUAUAGAUAUAUAUCUAAGAACCAGAUCAAUCUGAAAAAUAUAAUAUUCCAAUGGGAAUCCAGGACCUCCAGAAUAGCAGUAUGGCAUGUUGACCGCUAGGCCACGGAUGUUGUCAAAUAUAAACUAUUAAAUUAUUUUAAAAACGACUCGAUGAAUGCGAAGAAGUUGCUGAAAGAGGCGCAGUUUCAUGGAUUGAAUAAACUGGAUGAUUCCAAAUGCAGGUGGAUAUGGACACUCUCACUGUUCCUGCUCUUAUUGGCAUCGUCAGCUAUAGUAGCCAGUAUAGUGUCGCGAUUCUUGAACCAGCCGACCUACAUCACCAGGUUGGAGAGGAUUUACACUAAAAUGGAAUUCCCAUCGGUGCAAGUCUGUCCGGAGAUCAGCUAUCCAGAUCAUAAGAUAGACGAGUUUCUAUCACAACUUGAUUACCCGCCUCAUUUGAACAUGAGCUAUGUGAAGACCAUCAUACAGCAACUGGGCGCAUUCUACUCCCCAGACGUGCCGUACACGGUGCGAGAGCUGGAGAGGAUCGAAUCAGUUCUGAACUUAAACGACAUCGAUGUGUACUUGGCUGCGAAGAAACUUACGGGUUCCUGCAAGGAGACAUUAUUGAGGUGCCGAUUGUUUGGAGUAAUGAGGACCUGCAGUAAAUUGUUUUCUUUGGAGAUAUCUCAGUAUGGAUUCUGUUGCGUUUUUAAUGGACGAUCGCUUCGGAGUGAGAUGAGAAAACACGGUGUUCGUAAAAAAGUCCCAAAGAGUGUCUACUACACCACUUCAGUGGGGUUCCGCUCUGGACUAAUACUUGCAAUCAACCAGAGUACUCCGCUGCUAGAUGUGGAUCUCACUUAUAAAUGGGUGUCAAUAGACGGUGGACACGCGUACAUAGACUCGACCGUGAAUGGCACACCCUUAUCUUCUGGCACGGAGAUGUGGCAAUCGCAUAGAGUGGACGGCAUGCACAUAGACGAGGGCGCAGCCAGCCUCAACACCGAGCUACGGGGGUGCAGGCUCCUUGAGGAGCCGCUCACCUACUUCCCUAUUUAUCAUAAGUAUCAAUUUGAAGUUUAA
Plodia interpunctella (Indianmeal moth) is the source of this 1093-nucleotide messenger RNA. RefSeq names its product sodium channel protein Nach-like. Gene Ontology annotation, biological process: sodium ion transmembrane transport. The coding region runs from base 176 to 1093 and encodes 305 amino acids. NCBI's taxonomy places the organism in Eukaryota, Metazoa, Arthropoda, Insecta, Lepidoptera, Pyralidae. The record is from RefSeq and is a predicted model, not a curated record. Gene Ontology annotation, molecular function: ligand-gated sodium channel activity. Gene Ontology annotation, cellular component: plasma membrane. The transcript has 6 exons.